UAAUAUUCUAAAAUCUUUAGGGAGAGGAGACUUCAACCUGGGUAGUUUUGUUCCUAUCUCUCACCAACUCUACCCAGGGCUUGGUGUGUAUAUUAUGGCAAAGGGCUAAAACUAAAAGCUGCAGUCCUGGGACCAUGUUUGGUCAACGCAGCUGAGCCUGGUGUCCUAUGACAGUGGAGGACCCUUCAAUCUUUGCCUGCUCUGUUGUCUGACCAUCACACUGUCCCGGAAGUAGAAGUACCCGAGAAGCUGUUUUCCAUCUCAGCUGGCAACAGAGCUAUUAUUUAUUAACAACAUGCAGUCUGGAUUUAUACAUCCCUUCCAUCUGUGGAUACAUGAAGUUUUCUCCCCAGUCCCAGGAAAAGAAGAAUUUGGGAAUAUGGUGUCACAUGGAUUCAAAAAUAAGGUCUCAAAGACUUCUGAGGGUUUAAUGGAAACUUUACAAUACUCCAGACUGCUUCCUUGCAAUGAAGAUUUGGAUACUAGAUUUUUGGGACCACAGUAUUUGCAACAACAUGGGGCUUCAGGAAAACCAGCAUCAUACUAAGAAACCACCCAUCUUAAGCCCUGCCUUAUGGGAAGAAAGAUCAUCCUGAAUGGAAAAAUCAAAGAAGAAAAAGAAUACCAGUAGCUUACCCCACAGUAUAAAUAGCUCAUCAGGGUCGAAACAGGGAACAUUUUCUAGUGAUUCCAGCUUUGAUUGCACUUCACUAGAAACAGAAUGGCUUAAUCCUAAAAUCAUAAAAAAAAAACCUCAGUUAAAGAGCCCAAGUAUUGUCACCCUACUGAAAAGAUCCAAUAGGGGAAGCAUGUCUGAUGGUCCAACCCAUUCCCCUAUAAUACCACCUAGAAGACCAAAACUUAGAUUGUGCUACAUUUGUGGAAGAGAAUUUGGUUCUCAAUCCAUUUCCAUUCACGAACCCCAGUGCUUACAGAAGUGGCAUAUUGAAAACAACAAGUUACCCAGAAAUCUCAGAAGUCCAGAGCCUCAGAAACCAAAACCUCUCAGUGAUUCAAGUAGUUCUUAUGAUUCGCAAUCGAGCGACAGGGCUCCCUUCGGGGGUGCUCAAGUCCAACAGUUGCCUUGUGAAUACUGUGGUGGGACUUUUCUACCUGACCAUCUUAUUGUUCACCUAAGAAGCUGCAAUCCAAAAUCUAACUUCUCUGAGAGUCUCCUUGGCAAGAAGAAAACACUUGGUGGAUUUGUGUCUCCUCCAACAACUCUCCUCUGUUAUAUCUGUGGCAAAGAGUUUGCCGGCCAGGCCCUUUCUGCCCAUGAAUCUGAGUGCCUGGAGAAAUGGAAAGUAGAAAAUGAGAGACUCCCCAAAGUACACCGCCAGGUACCCCCUCAAAAGCCAAAGCAUUAUUCAGCCAAGCCACCCAAGCCUGAGAAGCAACAAACUUCGACCGACAGUCAUGAGGGUCAGGGUCAGGGCCAGCUCAUGGUUUGCCCCAAGUGUAACAAGACCUUUAGAGCAGAUCGUCUUCAAACGCAUCAAAAGAUCUGCCAAGUUCAAGUCUUUGGAAAUGGUGGGAGGGAGUUAGUCAAAGUGCAGCAACAAAAGAGCAAGGCAGGACCCUCAAGAUCUGAAAAGGACCCUGGGAGGAAAGAUACUAUAAAUAUUAUCAUCGUCAUACAAGGGAAGAAUCCGAAGAAAAAAGAGCCCUUAGUGAUAAGACGACCACCAACAAUUAUUUGCUACAUUUGUGGUCGUGAAUAUGGAACUAUGUCCAUCAGUAUCCAUGAGCCACAGUGUCUGAAAAAAUGGCAUAACGAAAACAAUUUGUUGCCUAAAGAGUUUCGGAGACCUGAACCCAAAAAGCCAGAAGUCAGAAACAUCGCAGCCAAAGGCUACUAUGACCUCGAUGGUAUAAAUGAAACUGACUGGACAAGUGCCCAGAGCCAGUUGGUUCCAUGUGAUAACUGUGGGCGUACCUUCCUGCCAGACAGACUAGCGGUCCACCAGCGGUCCUGUAAACCCAAACAAGCCAAGUAAAGCCCUCUCUCUGAAUCAAA
Antechinus flavipes (yellow-footed antechinus) is the source of this 2017-nucleotide messenger RNA. RefSeq names its product zinc finger protein 474-like. The transcript has 7 exons. The coding region runs from base 597 to 1997 and encodes 466 amino acids. The record is from RefSeq and is a predicted model, not a curated record. NCBI's taxonomy places the organism in Eukaryota, Metazoa, Chordata, Mammalia, Dasyuromorphia, Dasyuridae.